GCCAUGGACGCCGACGACGCGUCUCUGCAGACGCAGGAAAAGGAACACCAAAGAAGCCAGGCGAUAUUUGAUGAACUCUCCAUACAGAAAGGUGUCGUGUCGUCGGAACAAGCGGAGCCGGGAGCUGGCGGGGCUGGACGCGGGCGCGGCGCGCGCUAGUCGGCCCACGCCGCCGCACUUGACCUCGGUACAGGCCGAGCAGAUACUGGCGCAGGCCUGCGAGAACGAGAGCCAGAACGCCAAGAGGAUGCGGCUCGGCCUGGAGCCCAUCAGCCAGCCGCUGAUCCAGCCGGCCAGCAGUCCGCAGCUGACGACGACGGCCUCGAGCGAGCGCAGCACGUACGAGGUGGCCAGCCGGCUCGCGCCGGCGGGUGAGCGGGCGGCGCGCUCCGACGGUAGCCUGCACGCGCUGGUGCCCGACCGGCCGGUGGCCACCUCGGCCGAACAGCUGCCCGUCGCCAGCGCCCUCUACCCGCCCAACUUCACACAGGCGUUCGGCCAGAUGUUCGCCGGCAUGCUGCCCGCGCCUGGCUUCCAGCUGCCGCCGAACGGGAAAGUCAGUGAUCUGUUCGCCAAGAAGCCGCCGCCCCGGCCGCAGCUCAGCGCGGCCGAGGUGGCCGCCGUCCGCCAGAUGAUCAACGGCUACCGGGAGUCGGCCAAUUUCCUGCGCCGCUCGGCGGACGAGCUGGAACUGCUCAUUCAGCAGUCUGGCCACUAGGCGGCGGCACGGCCGCUUUGCCUCGGGUCGACGAGCUUGAAACAAUUGCGCUCAGGUCAUCUCUCGCGGCUGGCGAGCAGCCGCGACAGGUGGAGGCGGCGUUCACGGCUGAUCGGUCUCAACCCGACCUGGGAGACGUUCGAGGCGAGAUGUGAAGCGCUUCGCAGCGCUUGGCGCGAAGCCCGCCGGUGCUCGCGGCGUGGGCAGUGUGCCCACUGCCAGCGAGAUGUGUUCGUGAUCUCGCCAUUCAGUGUGGAGCGGGCACUGGCUGUCCGGAGAGGCGCGGCCGGUAUCUGACCAAUCAGAGUGAGCCGCGGCGCCCGGGCAGCCAAUCCCAAACCGUCACGAUAUAUCAUUCGGCACCGUCCCCACCUUGUCGGAUCAGUGUUUGUGUUGCUUUCUAGACGUGCGCGUAGCUAUAGGUGUUGGCUGGUCCGGCCAGCCGUUAUUUUGAAAUUGCGGGCGGUCCGCAAGUCCCGAACAGCACGGCCAUUCGUCUCGACAGGUUGCAGUCUUCCCAUGACAAACGCAGGUCAGUUCGGCUAUAUAGUCCGUGUGCUACAGUACAGCAGGCGCCUCGCCGGGGCGUGGCGGCGGCAGCGUUUCCUUGGUGUCGUGUUCUCACCGCCGCGGUACCUGGGCGCCCCGGAACGGCCGGCGCGAGGACCAUGGGGGCCCGACCGCCCCUGCCUGCGCCGAGUUGGUGUGAUGUACCUCCGUGCUGGGCGCACCAGCGCGCCAGCGCCGGUCUAGUCCAAGCAUUGGUCGGUGUGAGUCAGUUACCUCCGUGUUAUCAUUUUCCUGCGGCAAAGAAAUACAAGUAUUUUCGUGCUGA
Molecule: messenger RNA, 1553 nt
Organism: Pollicipes pollicipes
Lineage: Eukaryota; Metazoa; Arthropoda; Thecostraca; Pollicipedomorpha; Pollicipedidae
Product: nucleolar protein 4-like
Source: RefSeq, a predicted model, not a curated record